Ciona intestinalis (vase tunicate) is the source of this 2988-nucleotide messenger RNA. Its product is annotated as transitional endoplasmic reticulum ATPase. Gene Ontology annotation, cellular component: VCP-NPL4-UFD1 AAA ATPase complex; cytosol; nucleus. The record is from RefSeq and is a predicted model, not a curated record. Gene Ontology annotation, biological process: autophagosome maturation; mitotic spindle disassembly; retrograde protein transport, ER to cytosol. NCBI's taxonomy places the organism in Eukaryota, Metazoa, Chordata, Ascidiacea, Phlebobranchia, Cionidae. Gene Ontology annotation, molecular function: polyubiquitin modification-dependent protein binding; ATP hydrolysis activity; ATP binding.
UUUUUGUGACAAUUUUUUAACAUUUAGGUAUCAUCCCUUUGUUUAAGCUUUAUUUAUUGAACUGAUAUAAGAAGCCACGGCAUUUUUGAAUUUCUUGUUCACAGAAUUUUCUUUGAAGCAAAAUGGCAGCAAAAGGAGGAGACAAAGACGAUAAAGAUCUGGCAACUGCGAUUCUCAGAACAAAGAGCAAACCGAAUCGUUUGAUUGUGGAAGAUGCUGUAGUUGAUGAUAACAGCGUGGUCUCCUUAUCACCAGCAAAAAUGGAGGAACUACAGUUGUUUCGAGCCGACACUGUGUUGCUGAAGGGCAAAAAGCGAAAAGAAACCGUUUGCGUUGCUCUGUCCGAUGAUACAAUUUCGAACGAGAAAAUCCGAAUUAACCGAGUGGUUCGAAAUAACCUGAGAGUUCGAAUUGGAGAUGUUGUAAGCAUCCAUUCGUGUCCGGAUGUUAAGUACGGAGUGAAGAUCCAUGUCCUCCCCAUUGAUGACAGCAUAGAAGGAAUCUCUGGAAACUUGUUUGAGGUUUACCUUAAACCUUACUUCCUGGAAGCUUACAGACCGGUGCACAAAGGAGAUGUUCUUCUUAUAAGAGGUGGUAUGAGAGCUGUGGAGUUCAAAGUAGUGGAAACAGAUCCAAGUCCUUUCUGUGUGGUAUCAACCGACACUACUAUUCACUAUGAGGGAGAAGCUAUCAAGAGAGAGGAUGAGGAGGAAUCUUUAAAUGAGGUUGGUUAUGAUGACAUUGGUGGAUGCAGGAAACAACUUGCACAGAUCAAGGAGAUGGUGGAACUUCCUCUUCGUCAUCCACAACUGUUUAAAGCUAUUGGUAUCAAACCACCAAGGGGUAUUCUGUUGUAUGGUCCACCAGGCACAGGAAAAACUCUGAUCGCUCGUGCUGUUGCAAAUGAAACUGGUGCUUUCUUCUUUCUUAUCAAUGGUCCGGAGAUCAUGAGUAAGUUGGCUGGUGAGUCGGAGUCCAACCUCCGAAGAGCAUUUGAAGAGGCGGAGAAGAACGCUCCUGCUAUUAUCUUCAUUGAUGAACUGGAUGCUAUUGCUCCCAAACGAGACAAAACUCAUGGCGAAGUGGAACGUCGAAUUGUUUCUCAACUUCUAACUUUGAUGGAUGGUUUGAAACAGCGCGCUCAUGUGGUCGUUAUGGCUGCAACCAAUCGCCCGAACUCCAUCGAUGCGGCUCUUCGUCGUUUCGGAAGAUUUGAUCGGGAAGUGGACAUCGGGAUUCCGGAUGCAACUGGAAGACUUGAGAUCCUCCGCAUCCAUACUAAGAACAUGAAACUCGGAGCUGAUGUAGAUCUUGAACAGGUUGCUGCGGAAUCUCAUGGUCACGUAGGAGCUGAUCUCGCUGCUCUUUGUUCGGAGGCUGCCCUCCAGCAGAUCCGUGGAAAGAUGGACCUCAUUGAUCUUGAGGAUGAGAAUAUUGAUGCGGAAGUGAUGAACAACCUCGCUGUUACCAUGGAUGACUUUAGGUUUGCGAUGUCGCAUAGCAAUCCAUCAGCACUCCGUGAAACAGUGGUUGAGGUGCCCAACAUUACAUGGGAUGACAUUGGUGGUCUUGAUAGUGUAAAAACUGAACUUCAAGAACUUGUUCAGUACCCUGUUGAGCAUCCAGAGAAGUUCCUUAAGUUUGGUAUGACACCAUCCAAGGGUGUGUUGUUCUAUGGGCCACCAGGUUGUGGUAAAACCCUCCUUGCCAAAGCUAUUGCCAACGAGUGUCAAGCUAAUUUCAUCUCCAUCAAGGGUCCCGAGAUGUUGACCAUGUGGUUUGGUGAAUCAGAGGCUAAUGUCCGAGAAGUUUUUGAUAAGGCGAGACAAGCUGCUCCUUGUGUCUUAUUCUUUGACGAGUUGGACUCGAUCGCGAAAUCCCGAGGAGGAAAUGUUGGAGACGGAGGAGGAGCAGGAGAUCGGGUCAUCAACCAGAUCCUCACUGAGAUGGAUGGGAUGUCAAGCAAGAAGAAUGUGUUUAUUAUUGGAGCAACCAAUCGACCCGACAUCAUUGAUUCUGCCAUCCUCCGACCUGGUCGUCUUGAUCAACUCAUCUACAUCCCACUCCCAGAUGAGAAGUCUCGCAUUCAGAUCCUUAGAGCUAAUCUCAGAAAAUCUCCUGUUUCCAAGGAUGUUGACCUUAAUCUGAUGGCGAAAGUCACAAAAGGCUUCAGUGGAGCUGAUCUCACUGAGAUCUGCCAACGUGCAUGUAAGUUGGCCAUCCGUGAAAGCAUUGAGAAAGACAUUCAACGUGAGAGGGAACGUACAAGAAACGGAGAAAGCAAUAUGGACUUUGAUGAGGAUGAAGAAGAUUUGGUUCCAGAGAUCCGACGUGAUCAUUUUGAGGAAGCGAUGCGUUAUGCUCGACGAUCAGUGACCGACAAGGACAUCAGGAAGUACGAGAUGUUUGCACAAACAUUACAACAAGCACGUGGUUUCGGAAACUUCAGUUUUGGUCGUCAAGCUGGACCAAAUGCUCCAUCCGGUGGCCCAGCUGCUACAGGAGCAGGGGACCUCUAUGAGGAGGAAGAAGAUGACCUUUACAGCUGAAUAACUCGAGCAGAUAUCAUGGACCAUACUUUAAAUUCCGCUGCUUAAAGUACACUUUUAAUUUUCAAUAUGUAGUUCCUAUUCAGACUGCUUUUCAUUUUGGGCUGCUUAGCCAAGUAAUUGCGGGGUUUAUUCAAAAAAACUAAAGAAAAUCCGGUUGUGAUCCAUUUUUCUAACAUUUUCACUCUGUGUAGUAAAUGUGUAUAAACAAGAAUUGGCAAAAACGUGACGCUAUUAUUUCAAGUGUACUGAGUAACAAAAUGCUUAUUUAUUUCAAAAUCUGGUUCCAUAUUUCAUAUGCGAGAGCGAUUCCUCAAAAUUCAAAUUUUGGAAAACUGUGUGUAAAUAGUAGAACAAGAUCUUCAUGUACCAGGACCAUAGGCAACCUGUGGAAAGGUUCACCAUUUGUGUUGAAUAAAAUGUUAUAAAAAGCUGUGAA